This is a messenger RNA of Dunckerocampus dactyliophorus (ringed pipefish), 3802 nucleotides long. It is a transcript of the gene mkxa, whose product is annotated as mohawk homeobox a. The transcript is spliced from 8 exons. Gene Ontology annotation, cellular component: nucleus. Lineage: Eukaryota; Metazoa; Chordata; Actinopteri; Syngnathiformes; Syngnathidae. Gene Ontology annotation, molecular function: DNA-binding transcription factor activity, RNA polymerase II-specific; RNA polymerase II cis-regulatory region sequence-specific DNA binding. Gene Ontology annotation, biological process: cell development; muscle organ development; regulation of transcription by RNA polymerase II. Bases 198 to 1571 code for a protein of 457 amino acids. The record is from RefSeq and is a predicted model, not a curated record.
CCAUUUUUAUGAAGUGCCUGCUGCCCUUUUCCAAGUCGUGGACUGAAAGCACUGCUGGAUGAAGCCGCCACCAGCCCCCCCCUCCAGGGAAGGUCAUGGCAGGUAACAAAGUUGACUUCAGCGUGUUGCUUGGCCUCCGCCUCCCCGCCCGCCCUCCCGCCGGCCCUGCCCAUGAACCGGCCUAAAGCAUCCACAGUAUGUUCGCAGGCUCUGCUUGCGUGCAAGGAAACAUGAGCACGGUGGCGUAUUCAGAGUCCCGGGUGGAGCGCUGCAGGUCUCCGCUUAAAGCUGCGGAGGAGCCGGAGGUCCGCGAGUUUGGGCUCGGGACCUCCGUAGGGGAACACAUGAGCGGGGCAUGGGCGAGAGGACACUGGAUUACUGCUUUACACCGCGGACUGACUCGGGGAGAGGCCGACACCGGGGAGACAGGCGCGCACUGUGACGCACCCGAGGGGACGCUUUCGCUUUUGCGCAACUCGGGGACUAUCUGGCCAAAGAUGAACACCAUUGUGUUCAACAAGCUUAGCGGCCAGGUGCUGUUUGAGGAGAAGGCCGCCGAGGUGGAGAUGAGCAGCAGAAAUUACCUGGAAGUCAUGGACGGACAACAUCCAGACCUCCUGCCCAGCAACCAGACCAUCAGAGACAACCAGGCCAUCAGGCACCGGCGGAACGGGGGUCGUCCCGGCGGCAGCAAAGUGCGACACAAGCGUCAGGCCUUGCAGGACAUGGCGCGGCCUCUCAAGCAGUGGCUGUACAAGCACCGGGACAACCCCUACCCCACCAAGACGGAGAAGAUCCUGCUGGCUCUGGGAUCCCAGAUGACGCUGGUCCAGGUUUCCAAUUGGUUCGCUAAUGCCAGGAGACGCCUGAAGAACACGGUGAGGCAGCCCGACCUGAGCUGGGCGCUCAGGAUCAAGCUGUACAACAAGUACGUGCAAGGCAACGCUGAAAGACUGAGCGUCAGCAGCGACGACAGCUGCUCAGACGAUGGGGACAACCCUCAGAGAAGCCAGAGCGGCCCCGGGGAGCUCACCAAGCCCAUGUACCAGAGUGUCAUCAAGAAGGAGGGCUCGGCCAUGAUGGCCAUGGGGAUGGGAGCCGGCCUGCGCUCGGCCGCCGACGCGUCCUCGCUGGCGGACGACUACGUGUCUCCGCCCAAGUACAAGAGCAGCCUGUUGCACCGCUAUCUCAACGACUCGCUGCGCCACGUCAUGGUAGCCAACGCCGUCAUGGACGCUCGCAAGAGGAACCACUCGGGAUCCUUCAGCUCCAACGAGUACGACGACGAGCUGCUCUCACCGACCUCCUCCGAGGCCGAGGCGAACUUUGUUUACCGGACUGAAAGCACGGAGCACGGAUCAAGUAAAUGUGACAACGUGGGCGCGGCACCCAAGGAGAAGGCGAAGGGCAAAGACGAGACGUACUGGAAGGAGAUCAACGCCGCCAUGGCCUUGACCAACUUGGCGCAGGGGAAGGACGGCGCCUCCGGGACCACCAGCUGCAUCAUCCAAAAGUCGUCCCACAUAGCCGAGAUCAAGACUGUUAAAGUUCCGCUGGUGCAGAAGUUUUAGCUCCCGGCUGAGCCUCGUCACUCUAUGCAAACAUUUGGAAGGACGGACUUCUUUUGGGUUUUACUGCAGUAUUUCCUCCAGCGAGACUUUGUUUCCUAAUAAAUUAUUUGUAUUUUUUUAUGCUCAAUGUGCAUUUUGCCAAAGUGCCUUUGCGACGUUGCAAAGUAGAGAUUUCUGUGCCUCUUUGGAGUUUCUUAAGGUGGGAGUGGAAUCCCUGAUCAUCAAGCGCACACAACAAACACAAACAAGCGGCGUUGGUUACGCAGACGUGACGCGCCAACGCCAGCGAUAAGCCGACGAGCGCCGCGUCUCGUCCUUGGAUUGGAUUCCAUCAGCGACGGACGUCCGCCUUAUCCCAGCAAAACGUGCAGAAGCCCGACCCGGGUGAUGUCACGCUCUCCUCGUCACGUGCGCUUGCUGACAUCUGCGCGCCUUCAUGGACAAACUUGACCCCCCCCCCACACCCCCGCAGUGAGAAAGGGAUGUUUUAACUUUGCGUUAUCAAGGACGCCGCUGCCUUUUCUCCCGUCUCUACUCGCUGCAAGAUAAAAGAUGUGCAGGCUGGAAACCAAUCAAAAAGCGCCGCCGACCCCCCCAUGUCCCCCCCAGCCCUGCUUCAUCCUCAGCUGUUGAGCAUUAGAUAGAAAUUGGUGUUUACAAGAAGCUCGAGAGCGAGCUUACACGUUGGACUUUGUAACUUUUGUGUUUGUCUUCACGUGCGUACGUUGCAGCGUUUGCUCUCCUCGUGUUGGUUGCUGCUUCUCCACGCUUCCAUCAGCCUGCUGGACCACAUUUAACAACCUCUUGGUCUACCCCCCCCCUUGUGCACAACAGACUACAGCCUUUUUUUUCCCCUUCAAGAUCUUCAAGAUACUCUUUAUGUACGCCAAUAUGGAAGAGUAUUAGGGCCACACUAAAUACGUUACACACGCACACACACACACACACACACACAAGGCUGAAGGCAGAUUUUUUAUAUUUUUUUUGGAUGUUUUAAAAUCUUUUUAAUGAAAACAAGGUGGGUUUUUUUUUAGAGAUUUAUUUUAUAGUAAUACAAGAAAAGUUGUAUAUAUUUUUCUAGAAUAAAAUACAUUCGCGUUUCAAUAAACAAAAUAACCUUUUUUUUUUAUAAAAUGUUAAACAAUAGUCUUUUUUUGUUUUUUUCUUUUUUCACAAAAAAGUUGUAAAGGUCCAAGAAGAGUUUCCAAAAAAGGCUUAUGGAAUUUGUUCCUUCAUUUAAAGUUUUAAAAGAAUGAAUUAAAUCUUAUUGUUUGAUUGUUUUAUUUUUUUUUAACCAAGGUCUUAACAAAAAUAAGUUACAUAUUUUGUGACUAAAGUUUUUUUUUAUAACAAUAAGGCGGACCAAAUGUAUUUUUUUUAAAAUAGAUCUAUUUUAAUACAUUAUUUUAAAAUAAACUUAGUCUUACUAGAAUUUAUUUUUUUCAAGAAAACGUAUUCAGUAUUUUUUUAAUUAAUUUUUUAUUUCUGGACAUAAAAUGUAUUAUUGUAAUCAGUCUUUUUUUUAAAGGUAAAACAUAUUUUAAUAAGUUAUUUUAUAAGAAGUUACAAUCUUACUAGAAUAGAUGUUUUUUUUCCAUCAAAAAGUUUCAAUAAGUGAGAUUUUACUAAAUAAAAAAAAAAACUUUUUUAAGUAUUAAUUUCACAAUUUAAUUUUUUAACCGAGGUCUUAACAAGAAUAAAAUGUGUAUAUUUUUUUAAGUGUUAGCUUUGUUUUUAUUUGUUCCAAAAUGUCGACAGAAAACUGAAUGAUCUGUGUAAAACAUGAACAAUAUCAAUCCAAUGAACCCGUAUCGGCUGACAAAAUACAUUUUAAAGGGAGAAAAUGUAGUUUGACAUGCAGGAAGCCAUGCAAAUAAUUGGAAACGAGGAUAAGUGAGGUCUUUAUUUCAGACUCGUUGCUGAAGACGUGAAACAUUUCUGCCAACUGAAGAAAGCCAACAAACGAUGAUUGCUAGGAUCACAUGACACAAUAUUUCAGUGUUUUUUUCAGAAACGAUACAACUUUGUCAUUCCAUGGGAUGUAGUAGUAGUAGUAGUAGUAGUAGUAGUAGUAGUAGUAGUAGUAGUGUAUUUUUCAGCGUGGCCCUGAUGCUCGUUCCAGUAAAGCAGACUUCUUCUGUCUGUCUUCUGUCUUCACGCACAUUCCUUGCCAUUCCGUUCCCAGUUUGUAUUCUUGACAAGCCAGACUGUGAUUGUGGUCAAGGAUUUGG